AUGUAUGUUCGCAAGCCCACUCUGGUGCAGGCGCGGCCUUUACAUGUGUCUGAACUUCGUGCGCUUGAAGCUGCGGUUCUGCAGGAAGAGCAAUUUCACGUGGUGGUCAUUGCUGGCUACCUCUUGUUUUGUUUAAUGGCAGUGUGCAGAUUUUCGGAUGCGAUGCACGCGCAGGACUUGUCAAUAUCCCAGUCAGGCAAGACUGUGCUCGUCGAAGCCGGCACCAACGUUCACAAAACAGCGCACACCAAAGAAAGGAAAACCAUGUUGUUACCGCUAGUUGCUUUGGGCCACGUGCUCGACUCGGAGCGCAGUUGGGCCGUUCGCUGGAUGGAAGUGCGUCAACAGCAGAAACUGGACAAGAAAGAGGUUAUUCUGCCUGCAUUUUCUGAACAGCGUGGAUGUUGGCUGGACAGACCCAUGUCAACGGCGGAAGGCAUGCUAUGGCUGAGGGACAUUGUGCAACUCCGCUGCCCUUCAGGUGAGACCCUCACCACGCACAGCCUGAAGACAACGCUUCUCGCAUGGUCCACAAUGUUUGGCGUGUUAGAUUUCCAGCAGCGGCGUACUUUGGGUCACCAUGUAGAUGCUGGUGUGGCCUCACCUCUGACCUAUGGCCGGGACAACGUUGCAGUCCUACAAGUGGCCAUUGCACGCAUGCUCCGUGCUAUAGUGGCGCAUAGAUUCAACCCAGAUCUGUCCCGAGCAGCUAGGAUUGAUAAGGAAAUCGAAGUCUUGACAGCUGAGCUGGACGAAAAUCACAAGCUGGUGGCUUAUGGACCUCUAGACACAGAUGACGUGUCGGACAUCGAAGAAGCCGAAGCAGUUGAAGAGGCUGUGGGACAGGAUCGCGCUAGGCAGAUAGGCUUGCCUGAGGCUGCCAUUGCCAGCCUAGAGGGCCAAAAUCUUGCUACCUUCGGUCAGUUCGCAUUUGUGUCAAGCUUUCAGCCGGGCUCGCCGGAUGAGACGCCUUUUGUGACUGCUUUGACUAAGGUGUUGGGGGAGCCUCCCUCCCCAGGCGACUUGGCAGGAUGGCGACGUCUGUUCUUUGAAAGCCAUACGCUCACAAUGUCCGACCUGAGAAGCCGGCUAGAUCGUAGAGAUGAUGAACCUCCAAGAAAGCUCUUGAUGCCAGAGCGGGCUGAGCGCCUCGAAGCUGCAAAGACUACUUUAGUUGGCCUCACCAUUGACUCACAGUUGGAGCCGGCUCACAAAUUAGUAGAUGUUGUUGUUCAGCAAGCCGAAGAAUCCACCAUCCGAUACAUUCCGCUCAAAGAUUGCCUGUCGCGGGAAUCUGAACUUUUGCACAACAAACAUGAACAGGCCAUUGAGUUCAAGAAUGACGGCACCAUGCGACUGUCCAAACGACAAAAAGAAAUCCGAGCUGACAUUGGAGGUGACCUCAAGGCCAAACUCGCUAUGCAGAGGCGCGCGCUGGCUUAUCAUCUAGCUGGAUUGUGCACAUUCCAGAAACUAGAUUCCAUAAUCCAAAGGAUGUUUGCCCUGCUUACCAAAGAGCCAGUUAAAGGGUUUCGCGCAGUGUCCUUACAACAAGUCAUUUUGGCUGAUCAAGAAAUGUGGAUGGCCGCGGCUCAGGCAUCCAGAGGCACACAUCUCACUGUGCCUGGGAGACCUUUGGAUGACAUCUUGAGCAGAUGUUUCGAAGCGCCAGAGACUCGAUACCAUCUCCUGCCCUUGCCCCUCGUCGACCGAUCUUUGCAAGAUGACGCGCCUGACCCCAAGCGACUCAAGUGGGACAAGAAAGGCAAGGGCAAAGGAAGACAGAGAGGCAAGCCUUCGUUUGACCUGCCCGACAGCUGUCAUCCUGAAACUCAGGUAGGGGACGCAGCCAGCCGGCGUCCCCUGGAGCCCGCAUCCGCGCUGGAAUUUUCAUCUGGGCCGUUGCAAGUCAACAUACCGAAUUCGUUUACAUCAGUAGAUUUUUCCGUUCCUGUUGACCAGCUUUUGUGCAUUGAAGUCUUCGCCGGCGGCGCACAGCUGUCCAAUUCCCUGCGUCAAGAGGGUUUUUCCAUUCUCCCAAUUGAUUGCGCAGUCGGUAAGACGCCCAAGGCGAAACUUUUGCAGUUGGAUCUCACACGACAGGCACACUGCGACAUUCUGGUGCACGCAUUAUCCCACGCAAAUGUGGCGUAUUGUCAUUGCACACCGCCGUGCCAAACCUCCUUGCGCGCAGUCCAUGGUCCUGGUCUUCGGUCAUCCCAACAGCCACUGGGAUUACCUUCUCUCAGCCCACAAGACCGAUCUCGGGUGGCCUCAGCCAACCAGCUCUUUUUUCUGAUAUUGGGUGUUGUCUACAUUGCGGUUAGGAGGGGCAUCCUGGUCAGCGUUGCAAACCCAAGUCGUUCUUACUUCUGGUUAGCUGUAGCAGCUUUGUCCAAGCAGUUUCCUGUUUUGGCCGCUGCCUGGGAUUCUCUGGAGUCUAACCACUUUCAAUCCUGUGCACAUGGAGGGGCCGACUCUACAUGGCAUUGUUGGUAUGCUUCUGCCAACCUUCUCUGCCCGAUUCGUGCCCGGUGCACGCAUGCUCAUGAGGGUGAGACCUGCGCGCCUUGUCUGAAUGCUACCAGGGCGGCAUGCCCGCCUUUGUUGUGCGACCGGCUUGCCACUCUGAUAAAACAAGCUGCAGUCGACCGCGGUGCGGUCCCAACCCCUGAGUGUUUCCCCGCGCGGCCGCAGCCGCCGCCUCUUCGCCAACGGCGCCAGCCUCCUUUGGUGGCCGAAUAUAAGCUCAUCACAGACGCUUGCCCCGCGGCCUCGUGCGAGUACCGGCUCCUCCGCACUCUACCAGUCUUGAAAAAAGGGGUUAUUGAUGGUGGGUUUGAUGAUGCCAGAGGAACUCAGGUAGACUUGUCUGAAAAUUUUGACCCUAGUCAAGAUGUGUACGGGGUUUUCCGGACUCCUGCUGAGUUUGUAAAGGCAGCGCUGUUGGCCAAGCACCCCAUUGAUGCAAUACCUCAAAUUCCUGAUGUGUUGGUCCGCAAUGUAGUUCGGGUGUUGAAUGAUGGGCCCGCCCUGACGAACGCCAAAAGAAAGCUCGCAGUCAAGAAAGUCCAGCGUUUAGCAUUGUCGCUCCAAGCUGGUGAAGUUGAACUACACCAGUCACUUAACCCUGAAAUGCAGGUAGUGCUCAAGGACAAGAAACUGUUGUUGUGGAAGGAACUCAUGACACUGACAGACUUCCACGAUAAAACUCUCUUUGAUGAGGUCACUAAGGGUUUUAGUUUGGUUGGUCAAGCAGCUUUCUCCGAGCAGUUCCCUCACGGAUUUGUGCCUAUGCAACAGACUCCACAAGAGCUUAGGGCUAAAUCCAUUUGGCUCCGGAAGACAGCCGCGGCCAAAUGUACAGCAAGCUUGAAGCCAGAUCUGGACGUGCAGGUUUGGAAUCAGACCUUGGAGGAAUGCCACAAAGGCUGGAUGCGUGGACCUUUUACUGAGACGCGGGUGACUGCAAUGGUCGGCGACCCUUACUGGCUGGCAACUCGACGUUUUGCUUUGGAGCAGAGCGACAAAAUACGACUCAUCGACGACGGCUUGGCCUCGGGCCUCAACUCUUUCGACAGUGGCCACAUCCUCCUUCGCAACAAGGAGGCCCAAGUGGCGUCACUCGUAGGCUUGGUUGAUCAGCUGCUCACAGACGAAAAAGUGCCACCCGGGGUGGCGGCCUCUUUGCAAGGACAGCUCAAUUUUGCCCAAGGACAGUAUAUGGGCUCGGUGUUGAAGCCUGCCAUGCAAUUUCUGGGAAAGAUUGCAGCGCACGGUUGGCACGUUUCCUACAAGCAAGAAUUGGCUGUGGUAGGGUCUUAUAUUGCUACUGUGCUGCGGUGUGCCAAGCCCCGGCAAAUUUCUGUUCAUGAUUCUGCUCGACCAGUACUCUUGUUCACUGAUGGGGCAUGGGAGCCAGAUGCAGCAUCCCCCGCAGGCGCAGGCGUAGUAUGUGUGGACCCACUCACCAACAUAAGACAGGUCCACGAAGUGGUGGUUCCAGAGAACCUACUGCGCCACUGGAAGUCGCUUGGCAACAAGGAACAACUCAUUGCAGAGCUUGAGCUGUUUCCCAUAGUCGUGGCAUUCCAGCAGCUGCAGCCCUUGUUGCAAAGGCGCCGUGUGCUCCUGUUUGUGGAUAACAAUGCGAUAAAGGAAGCCAUUGUCAAAUCCUCGUCGCAAUCACUGUCCUUGUUUGUUCUUCUAGCCGAAUUGUCCAGGUUAUGGGGAGCGAAUGAAUGCCUCUGUUGGGUCUCCAGG
Durusdinium trenchii is the source of this 4263-nucleotide messenger RNA. The record is from the annotation of a GenBank genome assembly. NCBI's taxonomy places the organism in Eukaryota, Dinophyceae, Suessiales, Symbiodiniaceae.